Messenger RNA from Jaculus jaculus (lesser Egyptian jerboa), 1722 nucleotides. RefSeq names its product matrix metallopeptidase 21 (gene Mmp21). Gene Ontology annotation, biological process: extracellular matrix organization; proteolysis; collagen catabolic process. Lineage: Eukaryota; Metazoa; Chordata; Mammalia; Rodentia; Dipodidae. Gene Ontology annotation, molecular function: metalloendopeptidase activity; zinc ion binding. The coding region runs from base 1 to 1722 and encodes 573 amino acids. The record is from RefSeq and is a predicted model, not a curated record. The transcript is spliced from 7 exons. Gene Ontology annotation, cellular component: extracellular matrix.
AUGCUCUCUGCCCCUGCACUGCGUCUGACACUGCUGGCCUUCUGGCUGGGCACCCCCCAGCCUGCCCACCCGGAGAUGCUCUUCCACAGCCGGGACCGUUCGGACCUGGAGCCAUCCCCUCUGAGCCGGGCCAAGCCCAUCGCUGACCUCCGCGCUGCUCAGAGAUUUCUGUCCAGAUACGGCUGGUCCGAAGUGCCUGCAGCCUGGGGGCCCAGCCCCAAGGGACCAGCAGAGGCUUCCGUGGGCUCCACCCUGGUCCAGGCCGUGCGCAGAUUCCAGAGGGCAAACAGACUGCCAGCCAGCGGAGAGUUGGAUGCACCCACACUGGUGGCUAUGAACAGGCCGCGCUGUGGGGUCCCUGACACGCGCCUGCCACCUCCAGCCAUCCUGACAACUCCACCAGCCCCAUUAGCCCCUCUAGGCCCACGGCCCAGGGUCCGGUCAAAGCGCUUCCUGCAAAUGCUGUUGCCCAGGCCAGGCAGGCAGCAGGAGGACACCUGGGACAGCAAGGCCAUCAGGGCCUUCUCCAAGAAGACCCUGAGCUGGAGGCUGGUGGGAGAGGCCUACAGCAGCCAGCUCUCUGUGGACGAGCAGAGGUACAUCUUCAGACUGGCCUUCAGGAUGUGGAGCGAGGUGACGCCCCUGAACUUCCGUGAGGACCUCACUUCCCCUGGGGCCACUGUGGACAUAAAGCUGGGGUUUGGGAGAGGCCGGCACUUGGGCUGCCCUCGAGUGUUCGAUGGCAGUGGACAAGAGUUUGCACAUGCUUGGCGCCUGGGUGAUGUCCACUUUGACGACGACGAGCACUUCACUCCUCUGUCCAGUGACAGCGGCAUCAGCCUGCUCAAGGUGGCUGUCCAUGAAAUUGGCCAUGUCCUUGGCUUGCCUCACACGUACAGAACAGGAUCCAUAAUGCAACCCAAUUAUAUUCCUCAAGGUCCUGCAUUUGAGUUGGACUGGUCAGACAGAAAAGCAAUUCAGAGACUAUAUGGCUCGUGUGAGGGGUCGUUUGAUACCGUGUUUGACUGGAUUCGCAAGGAGAAGAACCAGUAUGGCGAGGUGAGAGUGAGAUUCAGCACGUACUUCUUCCGCCACGGCUGGUACUGGCUGUACGAAAACCGCAACAACAGGACGCGGUACGGGGACCCGCUCCCGCUGCUCACUGGCUGGCGCGGAAUCCCCACGCAGAGCAUCGACGCGUUUGUCCACGUCUGGACGAGGCGGAGAGACGAGCGGUAUUUUUUUAAAGGAAACCAGUACUGGCGCUACGACAAUGACAAAGAUCAGGCUCACACAGAAGAUGAGCGAGGAGGGAGCUACCCCAGACUGAUUUCAGAUGGGUUUCCUGGCAUCCCCAGUCCUCUGGACACCGCCUUUUAUGACAGAAGGCAGCAGCUGGUUUACUUCUUCAAGGAGUCCUGGGUAUUUGCGUUUGAUGUCAACAGAAACCAGGUACUGAGCUCUUAUCCAAGGAAGAUCACUCACGUGUUUCCCGCAGUCGAGCCACACAACCACCCCUUCAGAAGCAUCGAUGCGGCCUACUACUCCUACGCGCACAGCUCCAUUUUCUUCUUCAAAGGCAAAGCCUACUGGAAAGUCGUGAGCGACAAGGACAAACAACUGAACUCUCGGCUUCCUCUGAAUGGCCUGCUUCCAAAGAGACCUGCGUCAGAGAAGUGGUUCGAUGUGUGCGACGUUCACACGUCCGCACUCAGCACGUGA